This is a messenger RNA of Yarrowia lipolytica CLIB122, 3774 nucleotides long. RefSeq lists its product as uncharacterized. Gene Ontology annotation, cellular component: nucleolus; intracellular anatomical structure. Gene Ontology annotation, molecular function: RNA binding; helicase activity; ATP binding. Gene Ontology annotation, biological process: maturation of SSU-rRNA from tricistronic rRNA transcript (SSU-rRNA, 5.8S rRNA, LSU-rRNA). Lineage: Eukaryota; Fungi; Ascomycota; Dipodascomycetes; Dipodascales. The record is from RefSeq and is a predicted model, not a curated record.
AUGGCGAAAUACAAGCUAGGAUACAACGCAAAGGCCCGAGCCGGCUCGCUGAAGAAGCAGCAGGAGCUCAAGGCCGCCAAGCAGAAAACCUGGGUCAAGAAGCCUACAGCAGAGGAGGAGGAAGAAGACGCCAAUGCCGAGCUCAUGGUGCCCAAGAGUGAGGCCGAGAAGGAGGCUCGAAAGAGAAAGCUCCAGGAAGAGCUCACACCUACGGAGAGCAAGAUGACUUCAAAGAAGCGAAAGCGUCUAGACAAGUACAUUGAAAAACAACUCAAGAGAGAAGAGAAGAAGGCAUUGUUUUCCGAGUUUGCUGCUCGAAAGGGCACCUUUGAUACAUCUCAGCUCAAGUCUAUGAAACACAUGGGUGACAAGGAAACCAAAAAAGCCCGGAUCGAGGAAGCUUUGCGUCUGGAGAAACUGGGUCUCGGUAAUGAGGAGACCAAGGAGAUUCUGUACGAGAAACACGAUCACGAAGAGUGGGAUGACGAGAAGCAUUCUCAUCUCCUGACUGAGCUGGAGCGAAAGGAGAAGCAAAUGGCCGAAGAGGAAGAGCAGGAGAACAAAAGCUCAUUCAUUGACAUGCGACCCAAGGCUGGUGGUGGUUUCGGUUUCCAGAACCUGGCCAAGGUUUCCAAGCCCGCAAAAAACUCUUACUCUUGGCGAAAGAAGCUCGAGAUUGAGCGUGCUCGAAAGAACAAGAAGGACUACGUUAGCUCCGGGGAGGACGACGAUACCGAUUCUGAUGAGGAGGAUUCUGACGAAGAUUCAGACGAGGAUUCGGAUGAGGAGUCUGAGGAGUCAGAAGAGGAAGGCACCAAAAAAGUGAAGGUGGCUGCCGAGGAGGAGAUCGAGGAAGAUGUCGAGGAAGAGGAAGAAGAAGAUGAAGACGAGCAGGAGGAGGAGGAUGAGGACGAAGAUGAGGACGAGGAAGAGGAAGACGAGGAAGAUGACGAGUAUACCGAAAUCGUCACCAAAAAGUCAAAGGGUUCUUCUUUCAAGGAAUGGAUCGAUGAACAGUCUGGACCCAAGUCUUCCAACAUCGAGGAUCUCUCGCAUAUCAAGAUCAAGAAAGAAAGAGUGGACAGAGACGAGGACCGCCUUACUCCUCCUCCCGAAGACAUUGCCCAACCCGAGUACGCCAAAAGAAAGGCCUUUUAUGUCAACGUUCAGCGAGACCCUGAAAUCCAGACCUCCCGAAUGAACCUUCCUGUCACCGGAGAAGAACAGAGAAUCAUGGAAGCCAUUUUCAACAACGAUUGUGUCAUCAUCUGUGGUGAAACUGGUUCAGGUAAGACUACACAGACUCCUCAAUUCCUGAUCGAGGCGGGUUUCGGAACGAAGGGUAGUGACUACCCUGGUAUGAUCGGUGUCACCCAGCCUCGACGAGUGGCCGCCAUCUCUAUGGCGCAACGUGUUGCUAACGAGUUGGGUAACCAAGGUGAUAGAGUUGCCCAUCAGGUGCGAUUCGAUGUCACCGUGAAGGAUAAUACAGCUCUCAAGUUCAUGACUGAUGGUGUGUUGCUGCGAGAACUGUCCCAAGACUUUGCUCUUACCAAGUACUCUGCUCUGGUAAUUGAUGAGGCCCAUGAACGUAACAUCAACACUGAUAUUCUCAUUGGUGUGCUUUCUCGAGUUCUCAAGUUGCGAAAGGAGAUGUUCAACGAAGGCAAGUGCGAGUCUCCCCUCAAGCUCAUUAUCAUGUCUGCUACUCUGCGGGUUUCCGAUUUCACAGAGAACAAGACUCUUUUCCCAGUUCCUCCUCCUGUUCUCAAGGUUGAGGCCCGACAAUAUCCCGUUUCUGUCCACUUCAACAAACGAACAACUUACGACUACAUGGACGAGAUCUACCGAAAGACCUGCAAGAUCCACAAACGACUGCCCGAUGGUGGUAUUCUGAUCUUCCUGACUGGCCAAAACGAGAUUGUUAACGUGGUCAAGCGGCUUCGGAAGGCCUUCCCUGAUCGAACUAAGGUGUGGCGGCCCAAGGACAAGUCUGAGGAUCUCCAGGUCAAGGUGUCUGCCAAUGAGACUGUAGUGGAGGCCGAGGAGGUUGAUUUUGGCGCCGAUAUGCGACAACAGGACUAUGCUGCUGUCGAGGGAGAGUCUGAGACAGAUGAGGAGGACGGAGAAGAAGGUUUCGAAGAGGAGCUUGCUGUCGAGGAGCGAAAUGAGUCUGCUCCUCUGCACGUGCUUCCUCUUUACUCUCUGCUGCCUACCAAGGAGCAGAUGAAGGUGUUUGAGGAGGUUCCUGCCGGCCAUCGACUGUGUGUCGUUGCUACUAACGUUGCUGAAACUUCGCUGACCAUUCCUGGUAUCAGAUAUGUGGUUGAUUGUGGUCGAGCAAAGGAGCGAAAGUACGAUGAAGAGACUGGUGUUCAGUCCUUUGAGGUUGAUUUCAUCUCCAAGGCUUCUGCCGAUCAGCGAGCUGGUCGUGCCGGUCGAACUGGUCCCGGUCACUGCUACCGUGUCUUCUCAUCUGCCGUCUAUGAGGAGUUCUUCCCUCAAUUCUCCAUCCCCGAGAUUCUCCGAUGCCCUGUUGAGGGCAUUGUUCUGGAGAUGAAACACAUGGGUAUUGACAAGGUGGUCAACUUCCCCUUCCCCACUCCCCCCGACAGACAGUCCCUGGCCAAGGCCGAGAAGCUGCUGGAGUACCUAGGUGCCCUCAGCAACACUGGUGUUAUUUCUGAUAUGGGUAAGCAGAUGUCUCUGUUCCCUCUGUCCCCGCGAUUCGCCAAGAUGCUCAUUAUUGGUUCUCAGCUCGAGUGCCUGCCUUACAUGGUUGCCAUUGUUGCUGCUCUCACAGUUGGAGAUCCCUUCAUUGGAGAGCACGAGCUUGGCAUCAAUGAGAAACCACAGAAGCCCAAGGUUGAGGAGGUUGAUGAAGACGGAGACCGGAUUAAGAGCAACGAGUCUGACUCCGAGCCCGAGGACAUUUACGAGAUUGAGCGAAAGCGAAAGCUGCGAUCCAGCUACCAUAAGGCCCAGGCAAAGCUGGCCUCCCUGGACCCUGCAUCUGACGCUCUGAAGCUGCUCUCUGCCGUCUGCGCCAUGGACUACGAUUCCGACCUGGAGAACUUCUGCAAGGGCUUCUUCCUGCGACACAAGCUGAUGGAGGAGAUGCGAAAGCUGAGACAGCAACUGAGCCGAAUCGUUGUGGCCAACUCCGACCCUCGAGCAGCUCCUAUGCUCAAGGAACAGUUGAAUGCCAAGCUCAAGCCUCCUUCUAAGCUCCAGAUCAAGGCUCUCAAGCAGAUGAUUGCCACUGGUUUUGUUGACCAGGUGGCUCAGCGUCUGGACAAGGUCAGCGAGGACUACAAGCUCACUUCUCGAGAGCGAAUCAUCAACGUUCCCUACCAGACUCUGUUCCCCACCUCCACCACCAACAAGAAGACUGACGACCAAGGAAACCCUCUGCCUGACGACACUCAGGUGUUCAUUCACCCCGGAUCUGUCAUUAACACUAUGGGAACUCAUCCUCCCGAAAUGUUGGUAUUUGCUUCCGUCAACCGAUCGGGAUCUUCCAAGCUGAGAAUCAAGCCUCUCUGUGAUAUCACAUCUGCCCAGAUUGGCAACAUUGCCAAGGGCACUGCUCUACUCACAUACUCCAAGCCCCUGCCUCCCCCCUACGGCCCCAAGAUGAUCACCAGUACCUCUCGAGAGUGUUGGGUGGUUCCUCGGCUGGGAGCUGCUAUUGGCUCUGGAGGCACUGGAUGGGAUCUGCCUCCUAUUAAGGUGAAACAGGAGAAGAAGGGUAGCCAGUGGGUUACCUUGUAA